AUGGACCCUGAAACUCCUGAGAAGUCUACUUCUGCUUGGACCGAUGAGGCCAAGCUAACGGAGGUGACGCCUUCACAGUUCCAAUUUCUCCUGCGAGUCGUCGCGCAGCUCAAGGAAGAUGGUCGCUCCAUCAAAUGGGAGAAGAUCAACCUCCCUGGAAGAACCCCCAAGUCCCUGAUGCACAUGUGGGCCAAGAUCAACAAGCAGAUUGCGGAAUUUGAGACUGCAGAGAGAGAUGGCGAACCAACGCCGGUGAAGACGCCGCGAAAGAGGGGUCCGCAGCUAGCAAAGAAGAAGACUCCCAAGGCUAUAGGCUUGGACAACGGUGCCGUCGACGACGAGUUUGACAUCAAGAAGGAACUUUUGAAGAAGCGUGGUGCCGAAAAGCUCGGUGACGAAGAACCAACUGCGGCCACCAAGCGAGCCAAGGUCAAACCUGAGGCGAACGACGACGUCCGCGUUAAGAAGGAGAGUGCCAUACAGGGCUGA
Molecule: messenger RNA, 489 nt
Organism: Trichoderma atroviride IMI 206040
Lineage: Eukaryota; Fungi; Ascomycota; Sordariomycetes; Hypocreales; Hypocreaceae
Source: RefSeq, a predicted model, not a curated record